Molecule: messenger RNA, 727 nt
Organism: Nelumbo nucifera (sacred lotus)
Lineage: Eukaryota; Viridiplantae; Streptophyta; Magnoliopsida; Proteales; Nelumbonaceae
Molecular function (GO): phenylpyruvate tautomerase activity
Source: RefSeq, a predicted model, not a curated record
ACAUAUUAGGGAAGAAAAAUGAAUGGUUGUGUGUAUCUCUUGUGUUAGCGGUACGGACUAGGAAGAAAGGGUUGAGGGUUUUGAACUUCUACUUGCUUUCUACACAGAGAGAAGAUGCCUUGUCUGAACCUGUCCACUAACGUGAGUUUGGAUGGAGUCGAUACGUCCUCCAUUCUUUCUGAAGCCACUAAGACCGUCGCUAAGAUCAUCGGAAAACCGGAGGCCUAUGUCAUGAUAGUGUUGAAGGGAUCAGUACCCAUGUCUUUUGGUGGAAAUGAGCAACCAGCAGCCUAUGGUGAGCUGGUGUCUAUUGGGGGCCUCAAUCCUGAAGUAAACAAGAAACUGAGUGGUGCAAUUGCAACAAUUCUUGAAACCAAAUUGUCUGUUCCUAAGUCACGAUUCUUCCUCAAAUUCUACGACACAAAGGGCUCCAACUUUGGAUGGAAUGGGUCCACCUUCUAAAUUCUGUAGAAGUUCUGGUGUGUUGCCUGAACUCUUUUUACAGACCAAAUGGCAUAUGUAGAAGUAAACUCUAUGGCAAUCUAUCAAUAUGGUCUUAUAACUGUUGUAGAGACGCAACAAGGGACAUCAUGUUUUGUUUUGUAAUCGACAUGUUUAAUUUCAGGGAAUUGUUGAACAUAUAGUGGCAGUACUUUCGUUUGGGGAUAAGAUUUCUUCUUUGUUGGUUUGUUGGAAUAAAAUGUUUUUCCUUCUGAGGAUUAGUUAA